UUUAGCUUUUCUCUUGCUUUUGGUUUGGUUUUUCUUGGUUGGCUCUCGGUCUCGGCUUUCGCCACUAUAUACCCUCGCCAUCGCCACAUGUUUAUACUUUUUAUAAAUAAAAUAAAAAUACCUUUACUUUGACUAAAUGAAGUGAUAUCAUUCUAAACUAAAAACUAAACUAUUAAUAAUUUGUACCUAAUUAAGAAAAUAUUUAUCAAUAAUCAAAGCAAUCAACUUUUUAAUAAUGUCGAACCGCAGGGAACAGCAACAGUUGUUAACUGGAAAUCAGCCAUUACCGCAAAUAAUCAAAAAUGGCACUGAUAAUAGUGAAAGAUCACCGUUUCUUCAAGAUCGUAACAAGCCUGUAUCUCUCACGCCAUCAUGGGAGCAAAGAAACCUACCAAAUGAUGAGCUUAAUUUUAAGGGUAUGACAAUGGAUAGAGCUAAAAUGGAAAUAAGCCCGCCCUAUGACAAAUGGAAAUUGGUGUUUCUUAUAUUUAUGUUACACGGCCUUGGGACCCUAAUGCCUUGGAAUAUGUUUAUUACAGCCAAAAGUUAUUUUGUAGAGUUUAAACUUAAUACAACACUAACGACAAGUGAAGAUAGCACUUAUUCGACUAAUUUCUUAGCCUACAUUGGCUUUGCCUCACAAAUUCCAAAUGUUAUAUUCAAUUGGUUGAAUGUUUUCGUAAAUAUGGGUGGUGAUUUGACGAAACGUAUUGUUUGGAGUAUCCUUAUAGAAAUUUGUGUCUUUAUUGUAACAGUGGUGCUAGCGAUGUUAGAUUCAUCUAGUUGGCCUGGUGCUUUCUUUUGGAUAACAAUGUUUUGUGUUGUUAUACUUAAUAUGGCUAAUGGAAUUUACCAAAACACAGUUUUUGGCAUGGUUGCAACACUGCCAAUUAAAUAUACUGGAGCUGUAGUCUUGGGCUCGAAUAUAAGUGGACUUUUUGCUUCAGUCAUAUCAAUUUGUAGCUCUCUGAUCUUUAGCUCACAAAGAACAGCCGCUAUCUAUUACUUCAUAACAGCUAUGUUCGUCCUGCUAGUAUGUUUCGAUACAUAUUUUGCACUGCCACUAAAUAGAUUUUUUAGAUACAAUGAACUAAUGAGAGAAAAAGAGACUAAUCAAGUCGCAAUUGACGAUAAGAGCAGACCACCGUAUUGGGCUAUUUUCAAAAAAGCCUCUCCACAAUUGUUUAAUGUAUUUUUUUUAUUUUUUAUUACAUUAGCUGUUUUCCCAGCGGUUCAUUCAGACGUGAAACGAUCGGAUAAGGGAUUUUUCGUUCCUGAACAUUUGUACACUUCUAUCACAUGUUUUUUGACAUUUAACUUUUUUGCCAUGGUCGGAAGCUUGUGUACAUCUUGGGUGCAAUGGCCAAGACCAAAAUAUCUAUGGAUUCCUGUUGUUUUAAGAGUCGUAUUCCUGCCGUUGUUUAUAAUAUGUAACUACCAACCACAAAACAUAACACGUUCACUGCCCGUUUACAUACAUAAUGAUUUUGUGUAUUGGGCAAUAGCCAUCGUGAUGUCGUUUAGUUCCGGUUAUUUAAGUUCACUCGGUAUGAUGUACACUCCACAAACCGUUGCCCAAAAGCACCAAGUUACCGCUGGAAUGUUUGCAGCUGCCAUGUUGAUAACUGGAAUUUUCACCGGAAUAACCUUUACCAUGGUAUUUCCAAUUAUUGUGGCCAACGUAAGCUUUUAAUUAACAACUCCAACCGACAAUUAGAAGGUAAACCGCAAUAACAGGACAUUAAAUCACGUCAAACCAGAAAAAAUAAUCAACAAAAUAAUACAAUCAACAGAUUUUGCUCGAAGCAAGGAAUAUUAUUAACAUUAAGCAAUAUAUUUUUUAACAAACUCAACAAAUCAACAGAAAAGAAAAAAGAACUGCAAAAGACAAAUUCAUAAUAUCAUUGUUAGAUUAAGUUGCAUAUAAUAGCACACACCACCAUGACUAAAGAAAAUGGGUACAAUCAAAAAUAUUCUUGUUUAAGUAACUUAGACCAUCCCAUCUAAGCAUCAACAAAAACUUAAUAUUCAAAUUGUUUUCUUACGUCCACAAUUUAAAUGAUUCUUUCCUAUGGAACUUGUCGUGCUAAAUUAUAUGCUUCUUAAGGUGUACAUAAUAAAUAAUAUUCGAGUUUAGUAAAUAAUAAUAUUUGAAGCGAGAUAAAAAAAGUAAAUAUAAUAUCAACCAUGUAACACAAUAUGAAAACAAAAACAAAUUGUAUAUACAUAGUACAAACGUUUUAUAUUAAUUGUGUACUAUAAAAUGCGCGAAGACUUGUUAACUUAUUUCCUUUUUAUUUUGAAUUUGUAUCAUGUAUAAGAUUAUUAAUUUAGUUUUUGAUUUAUAAUACCAUUUAAAUAAUUUUAGGGUAAAAGAUUAUUUUGCUGCUAAGAAAUAUGGGAACGAUUAAAUAUUAUUAAAGAUUUAUAAAAGUUAAAACUUAAAAGAAAAAAAUAAUAAUUAAUUUAAAAAAAUAAAUAUGUUUAAAAUUUUCUAUACAACUUAUCCUAACUACUUUAAAUUUAGUCUAACUUUUGUUAAGUAGCAUUUCAUAUAAUGUUGCAUGUUCAAAUUACUAAUGGGCUCGAAAUGUAAGUGUUUAGACACAUUUUUAGUAGUUCUGGACAACUGGACAACUAGACAUAAGAACGAAAAUCGAACGAAGUUAAAUAUUUAAUGUAGCAACCGUGGUGGGAGUGAUGGUUAGUGCGUAGGACUGUCAUCCUAGAGAUUUUCCUUUUCAUAGGUAUUGCCUCUAUGCGAAAAUGACAAAUCCUCUAGGAGUAAAUCUUGUCAUGAAAAGUGCUUUCUCUAAUAUUCUCUUUGAAUUCGGCAUAAAAACUGUAAGUCCCCUUUUCCCUGCAUUGAUCGAACAAUCUAAUGAUUGAGAGUUUUAACUGGGCUGUUGCACAACCAAAUGUUGUUUAAUUCAUCUUUGGUUCAAAAUACAACCCAAAGAAUAAGAAAGUUAGAUUAACUUAUAAUUUUUGUAACUCUUUCAGAUCGAUUUUUAGGUAUGUUUUCAUUUCGGCGCAUCAAGUUGAGUUUAUACAUUUAAUGUUUAUUUUGACCACAUAUUUGGCAUCAGUCACGCAUUGUGUUAGCUUUUUUACCUUCUGAAAGAAAACCCAAAAAUCAAUUGAUUUCGUAUUAAUGACCUAACAAAAACAAUAAAUGUAGUCAUAUAUUCAUGCCUAUUACCGAUGUCGUCUUGUUUUUUCGACGACUCUCGUUUUCUCUGUCGUGUCGUUUUUUAAGUGGCAUUCUAUAAGUUCUUCGAUGCGACGAAUUUGUAGCAGAUUUUUAAACCAUGCAAAAGCAACAAACAAUUAAAGUCUAAAUAAAAAAUCAUUGGGCAGGUUCAGACGACAUAAGUGACUUGAAAGUUAGGCAAGUUUCUAGUAUCUGAUUGACCAGCUGCCAAAAAAUUACCUUCCAAUUAAGGCAACUUUAAUGAAAAGUAGACUGGAAAGUUAGUCACGAAAAAUCUCCCUAACUAUCAAGUCAAGUCUACUUCUAUCAACAUGUUUUUUCAUUCAACUGAAAGCUGAACUUUAUUGCUCUAUAAUUUAUUUAUUUUCUGCACAACUUUAUUUAAUGGUUUUUGUAAAAGGUAUCCUUGUCAAUUUGGAAAAAAAAAUAUCUAAUAUUUCUUUACAAUAGAAAAUACAAAUCGUGGUGGACUUGUAGCUUGCUUGAGGAGUGUUUUAAAGGCAGUAAUUUUGUUGGUACUUAUUGUACUAUGAACUUAAAGUAGAGAUUUUCGAAGUAAAGUUCUGAAUUUGAAAUUCAUGACGCUUGAUAAAGCAACUAUUUGCCUUGGUCAAAAUUUACGUUCAAAGAAUGAAGUUGACUGCAAAUGAAGUAACUUAUUUUGGCUUAACCUUCCCAUUGUUCAAUGUUAAAAAAAUGCGGUUUUAUUUAAUUAUUGGUAAAUAAAUAAGUUAUUAAAACGAUAAGUGUAGAAAUGUAUUACAACACGAGUAGCGAGAGUGAUGAUGAUGAAGAAUGUGGAGUACGCAGUCUUGCGUCUGCAUCUGGAUCUGUAGCAUAGAGGAAAUAUAUUUCCUCUAUGAUCUGUUGCCUGAGUUCGUGUUGAUGUAUGUCCGGAUGUAGUCGUCAAAGUAUUUGGAAGUAAAUUGGGCUGGGAUACACCAAUUGGAUUUCCGUUUUUGGUUUAACCACUGUUUGUAUUUAAG
Eupeodes corollae is the source of this 4200-nucleotide messenger RNA. It is a transcript of the gene Ent2, whose product is annotated as equilibrative nucleoside transporter 1. Gene Ontology annotation, molecular function: nucleoside transmembrane transporter activity. Bases 236 to 1693 code for a protein of 485 amino acids. Lineage: Eukaryota; Metazoa; Arthropoda; Insecta; Diptera; Syrphidae. Gene Ontology annotation, biological process: nucleoside transmembrane transport. Gene Ontology annotation, cellular component: plasma membrane. The transcript has 11 exons. The record is from RefSeq and is a predicted model, not a curated record.